This is a messenger RNA of Diaporthe citri, 1911 nucleotides long. RefSeq lists its product as uncharacterized. Gene Ontology annotation, biological process: piecemeal microautophagy of the nucleus; mitophagy; protein localization to phagophore assembly site. The record is from RefSeq and is a predicted model, not a curated record. Bases 1 to 1911 code for a protein of 636 amino acids. The transcript has 7 exons. Gene Ontology annotation, cellular component: Atg1/ULK1 kinase complex; extrinsic component of membrane; phagophore assembly site. NCBI's taxonomy places the organism in Eukaryota, Fungi, Ascomycota, Sordariomycetes, Diaporthales, Diaporthaceae.
AUGCAUCAGCACCCUAGACAUCCGCCGAGGACGGCAUCUCCUGCCUCCUCACCUCAAACAAAUCCCACAAGAUCAAAUAAUCCCAGAGAAGGCAUAGGAGCUCAGGCCAGGGCCUCGCCGGAGUCACCCCGGCCAGGACCUUCUAGCUCUGUUGGAAGCGGAGAAUUCGAGCUCAAGGGGCCGAGUCCCGAAUCCAUCAAGAAGCUGGAUUCAAUCGUCCAGAAUCUGUUUCUCAAGGCUGCCGUACUCGUUGCCCAGGCGCGCAUCAAGACAACGCCCUUGGGGGCAGGCAAGACCAACAAAUGGUUCUCACUAGAAACUGACGAGAUCGACGAAUUUCGAAACGAUUUCCGCUUGUGGAAGAAUUGCAGCGCCUUCGAAACCCCUUUCCCAGCAAUGGUGAUUGAGACAUACUUGGAUGCCUCUCGCCUGUCACCAAGCCAAUGCCUGGUCGUGGUUGACGAUAAUGGUAAGAGAUGGGAUGUGCUCGAAGCCCUGAAUUCUUCGGAAACCAGCGAUGACAGCCCGACCUCGAGAAGGCGACACACUGAAGUCAUACUGGAGCGGUGGCGUUUCGAACUGAAGCCUGCACCGAUCGAAGACGUCGAGGAUUUCGGACCGACACUGCCGACCAUUUACAAGAAGUGCAUAAUAUUCUUCCGGGCGCUGUUCACGGCCAGUCGAAUAAUACCCUCGUACAAAUUCUCCCAGCAAAACAUGACGAGGAAGCCUCAGCCGGCCCUAGAAGUCAAGUGUCGCGUCUUGACGGGCGAGACCGGGUCUGGUGGGCAUGACGCGCUUCGGCAACCGCUCGGCGACGGCCGCGACGUGGUGACCGACUACAUGCUGGGAGACUUGGAAGUGCCCGUAGGCCGGUUCUACGCCUCGGUCGCAUACCGCAAUGACUGCCAUUUUCGGGUCGAUGACGCGGAGUCGCUCCUGAGUUCCCGCUUUAUGGGGGUAGAUGAGAACUUCUUCAAGCCGUCAAUACCCCAGGGCAGGGAGCCCAGCCGUCGAGAAUCUUCGGCUGAGCUUCCCUCCGAGGUGGUCCGCCCCCUGACCAGUUCAGGUUCGUUGAAUGCUGAUGAUGAUAACAUUUCCGAGUUCCUCAAGGUCCUGGAUAGCAAGAAGACGCUUCCGAGCCUCGAGCCUGGAAGGAAGGGCGAGUCGGCUACCAAGCGAACAGUGGCACAGCUUUCGAAGUUCCAGCACAUGCGCGACUCAAAUAACGCCCUCACGGAGUCGAUGGCCUCCUCGGUGCAACUGCAACGAUCAUCGAGCUCCCCCGAGGGCACCACGGCGAUCGAUAUUCCUCUUCCCCUGUCACCUAGAAUCCUGCAGACCAACCGACGAUCAAGCUCGGUCGCACAGCAACACCGGGCCAUGGCUGAGGAUGAGGAGGCAGAGCUGGCGUUUGGAGGACACCGGAGCAUCAGUCUCGGGGCCGAACGGGACCCACCAACUGCCAGUACUCUGUUCGGCAUGGAGCGGGGUGACUCGACGGAUGACGCCACGGGACUCCAGCCCGCUGCAACUAUACGGACUACUGCGGCAGGCGGGUCGCCAAGCCUGGCGGACGAGAGGAACCCACCGGGAGGUCUCCUUGCUGGCAAUUCUGCGAGCUCGCCGGGCCGUCUUCGCUACACGAGCACGCGCGGUCGGCCGACGCCGCCACAAUCCUCCAGGGGCAGUUUUGCGGGCAGUACGAGCGGGCGGUAUGGCGCGGGGCGUGGGGACAACGACGCCGAUGAGGAGCCACUUGUGUUCGACAUGCAGGUGAGCGAGAUGGGGCGUCGAAGCCUGGAAGAAGGCCGUGGGGGAGGCAGUGUCGGCAGCAGUUCGAAUGACCGAAUCACGCAGGCCUCGGCCGGCCUGUUGGAACUGGGCGAGCUGAGGCACAGAUGCACAUAG